UUUACUCGGAGACGUUUAAUUUUUGAUUUUUCGUUUUUGUUUUCAUCUCUCACAACACUCGCUCAGUCCAUCCUUUGCCCCUUCGUCCAAAUCGAAAACCCUAAAAUCUGUCCACCAGAAAGAACGGCCCUAAGCCCCUCGAAACUCUAGAUUUUUUCUUCCGAAUUUUUCGUGCACAAUUAGUACUUUCAUGUUUAUUCUUUUUGGUACUGUGAGAUUUUCUCGGGAAAUCUUUAUCCACCCAAGAAAGCGCAUGAGAAAUUCGAUUCUGUUUAGGAAAAGCUAGGUGGCGAUUUUGUUUUUGGGAAGAAUAUUUUCAAUGGAUCCUAUGCCCGUGAUAUUGGACAUAAGCUCGGACGAGGAGAUGGGUUUGAGCGAGCCCCAGGGCGGCGACGGCGACGGCGACGACUUCGAUUGGAUAUCGAAGCUCUUUGACGGCGCUGAUGAUAAAGAGCCUGGCAAUGAUUCCGAUGAUGUUGUGGUGCUGGGAGAGUCCAUCAACACCAACCGAAAGUCAAAGUCUUCCAAAUCGACCAUGGGGGAUACGGACGAUGAUUGUGUGAUUUUGGAGGGUGACCCGGACAAUCCGAUAGCGGUGGUGGACGAUGCGGUGGGAGGGUCCGAUGAAUUGAAUAUAGUUGGGGAGAAGGGGCAGAUUGCAUGCAGAGACUACCCUCAUCCACGUCAUCAUUGUGCCAAAUAUCCUUUUAGUUCUACACCCCAUGAAAGGCACUGUGAACAGUGCCAUUGUUACAUCUGUGAAUCUCUUGCGCCAUGUCUACAUUGGGUCACAGGCAUCUCUAAUGUUGAUCAUUGUCAUGCAACCGAUAAAGAGGAGAUCUGGAAGAUAAAGAGAAAAAGCUUCAAGCUGGGGGGAAGUGCUCCAUUACCAGGUAUCAAGUCUUCUGAUGCUUCGCUGCCUGCAGCGCUUGCCCAACUACAGGCUCAACUACUCGACAAUAUUCCAUUGGCACCCAACCCCAUGCCUCAAAAUCAGGUCUCUCGGCCAAAUAUAAUCCGUGCUUGCUCCAAAGUCGCCAGUUAUGCUGUGCCAAAUAUCAUAGGGCAAGGUAGAAGUCAACAACCAGCAUCUGUUUUGGUGAAAACUCGAACUCACCCUCGCUUGGUAUCACCACAUUUGCUUGGUGUGCGUAAUAGUGUCAUCCAAAGGGACCGAGCUAUGACCGUUGGCAAUGCGGGCCCAGGAUUUGUCCCUUCCCAUACAAUGUUUAAAAAGACAGGAGCUGUGAGGGGUGCCUUGCCAAUGCAUCCUUCUGUUUAUAGUUCAUCAGACAACGUUAAUCGUGUCCAUGCAGCACUCCAUACCAUAAAUGCUACACCAACGGCAGUGGCAAAUGACAGAAACCUUGUUAGGUGGCCAAAUGUUCAUCCUAGCUUAAACUUGGAGUCAUAUGGCCCUCAGGAUUUCUCUCAGCCCAACGUGGGCGGCUUUGUAACUCACAUUGUAUCUUCCCAACCACAAACAGAUAGUCAGUCCAUUGCUCAAUCAAAUGAUGGCAAAAAUUUUUGUCAGCAUGUGUAUCAAAGCCAAAAUGCUAGCCAAGGCAUUUAUCAAAAAGAGAAUCAGCCUCUAAACGCCAGCCAAAAUAUCUGGCAGCAUGGGAGUCAAAGUCUAGUUGCCACAGAUGCGGGUUUUUCAGAUUUUAGUUUUAGUUGGCCUAUCAAUUCUUGUCAAAGCAAUCAACAUCUUAUAAAUGAAGAUUCUCAAGUCCAUGGCGGAGGAUCUGUGUGUGAGCCAUAUCCUGUUGAGGAGUCUAAUUCCCAGUUUAUGGAAAGCACUUGCCGCGGUCGAAGCACUCAACGACCUGAGUAUUUUGGAAGUGCAAAUCUCAGUCAAAACAAUCAAGAACCUCCAGUUGACAGUUCUCGACUUGAAAAUACAGGGUCUCUAUGUGAGCCAUCUACUGUAAAGGAGGCUAAUUGCCAAUUUUCUGGAAACCUUAAUUCCAAUACAGUGGACUUUUCAUUUGAUGACUGGUUCAUGGAAAACCAGCCAGUUCCGGUGGUGUCAGGUGGUUCUGUGCCAUCUGAACUGAAUCUCUAUUCUCCUGAGACUUCCUCUAUCGACGCCGGUAGAAAUCGGAUUACUACAACAGUAUCCAGCAAUCUCUGUGUACUAAAUGGCCAGAACAUCUGGAGCAUCAAAUGUGGGUGGCAAUUUUCUGCUUUUAUGUGUAAAGGCAUGCCGUUCACCAGAAACGAGAUUGAAUGCUUGCAAAUGUGUGUAACUGCGUGGUGCAUAUCUUCUUCUUCUUCUUCUUCUUUGUUUUUUUGUUUUUUUGUUUUUGGGUAGUCAGAUUUUGAUUGGUGCAAGUCGAUGUUAACAAAUUGCUGGCAAUGUGGCUACUGGAGAUGAAGGCUAGGGAGCACGUCUGGGAAAUUUCCUUUCAGCCCAGCUUGAGAAAGGUGGGAGCAAAUCCGUAAUGUUUGCAAUAAUUGAGCUAAUUUGCCCAUUCAAGACAAUUGUUUUUUUUUAAGAAGUUCUUUGAAGGGAAGUCAU
Juglans microcarpa x Juglans regia is the source of this 2521-nucleotide messenger RNA. RefSeq lists its product as uncharacterized. Lineage: Eukaryota; Viridiplantae; Streptophyta; Magnoliopsida; Fagales; Juglandaceae. The coding region runs from base 320 to 2314 and encodes 664 amino acids. The transcript is spliced from 4 exons. The record is from RefSeq and is a predicted model, not a curated record.